AUGGAGAAGGAUAUGGAAUCUGAAGCUUUCUACAGCCUCAGCGCACGGAAAUGGGAUGGAAGCAAGGUUGACUUCGAGACAUUUAAGGGAUGUGUGCUGAUAAUAGUCAAUGUUGCAUCAUCCUGCAAGCUUGCUGAGAGCAACUACAAGAGCUUUGUAAACCUCCUUUCCAAAUUUUACAAGAAGGGACUAAGGAUUCUUUUGUUUCCUUGUAAUCAGUAUCUCAAGCAAGAGUCGAAACCCAUUGAAGAGAUACACGAAGGUAUAGUCAAGAAGUAUUCUGACAAGUUUGAGAUUUUCGAUAAGAUCGAUGUUUUUGGGGAAGAAAUUCAUCCUGUGUUCAAACAUCUCAUCAAUACAAAGAAUGGAAAGGGAAUACUUGGGAAAUUUAUCAAGUGGAAUUUCACAAAGUUCCUUAUUGAUCGUCAAGGACAUGUUGUCAAAAGGGUAGGGCCCAUCGGAAUUGUUAAAGAGGACGACAAGUGUCUUCUGAAUAGUAUCGAGGAUGAUGGAAGAGAGUGA
This is a messenger RNA of Encephalitozoon romaleae SJ-2008, 522 nucleotides long. Its product is annotated as glutathione peroxidase. Gene Ontology annotation, molecular function: glutathione peroxidase activity. NCBI's taxonomy places the organism in Eukaryota, Fungi, Microsporidia, Unikaryonidae. The transcript has a single exon. Bases 1 to 522 code for a protein of 173 amino acids. The record is from RefSeq and is a predicted model, not a curated record. Gene Ontology annotation, biological process: response to oxidative stress.